Molecule: messenger RNA, 1701 nt
Organism: Emiliania huxleyi CCMP1516
Lineage: Eukaryota; Haptophyta; Isochrysidales; Noelaerhabdaceae
Exons: 7
Coding region: 1-1701 (566 amino acids)
Source: RefSeq, a predicted model, not a curated record
AUGCCCCCGCACGGAACCGCGCCCUCGCCGCUGCUGCCGCCAUUGGCAGCAGAUUUUUGGGAUCUGUCGAGCCGUGUGCUCAUCGACGAGCGUUUGCGGGCCAAGGGCCACGUCGCCUCACACUACCACACCUUUGGCGCUCCUUACCUGGUCGACUGGGAUGGCGACGGUUGGAUGGACAUCUUCGCCACCAACCACGUCAAGGACCUGGCCCUCAAUCGCGGCGGCGGUCAAUGGCUCGAGGCCGCGGUGGGUGCCGUUGAGUACGUCGUAGGCUACGCUGAGCAUGAACCACUCGGGGGAAUGAAGGAGAGGUUUGAUGCGCACGGCGGCGCAGUCAUCGACCUAGACCGCGACGGGCUGUUGGACCUGUACGUUGCGCAGGGCGCCGUCCGUGGGACCGACACGACGUACCACUCAGAAAACGGCCUCUUCUGGGGGACCCCCGACGGCCGGCUCCUCGGCGGCCGUGGGACAGCCAGGGAGGCUGGGCUCUUCUGUCAGGGGUGCCGCGGGUACAACGUGGCUGUGGCUGAUGUGGAUGGUGACGGCCUCCUCGACAUCAUCUCAUGCAACAAGGAGCGCAACGACGACAACACGAUCCCCUCGCGGCUCUGGCUGAACCGGCCGACGGCGGCCUCGAGGAGGAAUUUUGCGUAUGUGCCCCAGUUCAGGGAUGGCUUUGCGCAAGAGCUUCUUGUCCUCAUCGACAUCCCGCGAUCGACCUCGGGCCAGGACACGCUCGCAGUGUACAAAUGGGACGCGGCGAGGGGAUUGCUAGCGGAUAUCACACCGGAUUGGUGGCCCAUAUUUGGAUCCCAGUGGAGCGACCGUCAAAUCUAUGGGCGUGAACUCAAGGCUCUCAGCACUGGCGAUUUCAACGGUGACGGCCUCAUUGAUUACGCGUUGCUCACGGGCUGGGGCGUCGACCUUCUCUACUCCUCGCCUGUCGGGCUCCGCACCCAGCCAACGUUGCUCACUGAAAGCACCUCUCCCCAGGCGGCUGACUACGACCUCGAUGGCACGCUCGACCUGCUCGUCCUGUGCAAUUCAAAUGCCGUCAUCCUGACGCAGACGGCCGAUGGCAGCUGGGUCCACAUGCCGGGCGCCUAUGGCGACCUCAACGACCCGGGGCGUAGCAAAGCGGACGACAACUGGCUCAUCUGGUGCUGCAGCAACUACGACGCUUGCACCGCGGCGUCGUCAAUCAGAGCGUUUCACCUUGAGCCCAUGUGUCAGAUGGUCGACUCAGCCUGGCCGGUGGGCAACAGGUGGUUUGGUCUGACUUCGUUCGACAUCGACAAUGAUGGCUUUGUCGACCUAAUGCCGUGCAACACAAAGUGCCGACUCUACCGCAACUCUGGAGGGAACGGAAACUCCUACAUCGCGUUCAGGCUGGUGGGCAGCGCGAGCAACGAGUACGGCAUCGGCGCGACAGCGCUCCUCACCUGGCGUCCCGAGCCGGGUGCGGCGCCAAAGCAGCAGAUGCGCGAGGUGAACCGGGCCUCGGCUGGCGACCCCCGCGGCAGCGCGGACCACCGCCUAGUCUUUGGGCUCGGCCCUUCGGGUGUUCCCCUCCGCUUGGAGGCCCAGCAGCACACCACAGACACCGAUGCCGAUCCUGCGCUGGCCGCCCGAGCAAACACAAUGCAGGACGCCGUUAUUCGGCUGCAGGAGUCGACGAUCAUGGGUACGCCCUAG